AUGGACAAUCCACGAGGCUUUCGGUGCCGCAGAGGCAGUAGUCUCACGGAGCCCGAGGUCAAGGAGAGUGUGGACGAAUAUAUGAGCCCGGACAUCCUGCAUGUCUUCCGCGAGGAUAGAGCCGAGACGCCAGCCACCCCUCUCACAGGAAAGACCAGCAGCGACUCUGUCGCAUCGGGAUCACUGCUCUCGUUCCCGCAGUUCCAGCGCCUGCCCGUGGAACUCCGUUAUCUCAUCUGGGAGGCGGCCGUCCCGGAGCCGACUGUUGUGCCCAGGACGUGGAACAACAGCAAGUUCAGGUACAAUCUGCAGAGGAACGUGCCAGCGGUACUGCAGGCCUGCACUGAGUCAAGGGGCCUCCUGGUCGCGCAGCCAGGGACCGCGGAGACAGUGACUGCCGCUCCGAAGUAUGAGCUCGUCCAGACGCGCGGGCGCGAGGAUGAGGGUGUGUACAUGGACUUUGAGAAAGACUCGAUAUGGAUUUACCGAGGCUACGACAUCAACGAGGCCGAGGUCGCAUCGUAUGCCAACCUGCGCAGCCUCGUCAUGAACUGGGGCCUGCGGCCGUGCUGGGUCGACUCGGCGGUGGACGACGGCGUCAGGUUCAUCCGCAAGUUCCCCAAGCUCAGGCUGCUGACGCUGCUGGUUGAUUUUAAGGAGCACGGCUGGCCGGACCCGUCGACGCUCAAGGGGCUCAGGAGGCUGAAGCGCACCGAGUUCAAGCGCAUAUGGGCCCUGGUGCGGGCGGCGUUCCGGAGGGCCGAGCUGGACGACCCGAGCUGGACGGCGCCGUCUUUGCAUAUUGUCCAUCGGACGGAGAAUUGGUGUCGUCAGGAGGCUAGAUGA
Diaporthe amygdali is the source of this 846-nucleotide messenger RNA. RefSeq lists its product as uncharacterized. The coding region runs from base 1 to 846 and encodes 281 amino acids. The record is from RefSeq and is a predicted model, not a curated record. The transcript is spliced from 2 exons. Lineage: Eukaryota; Fungi; Ascomycota; Sordariomycetes; Diaporthales; Diaporthaceae.